Aureobasidium subglaciale EXF-2481 is the source of this 1170-nucleotide messenger RNA. RefSeq lists its product as uncharacterized. Lineage: Eukaryota; Fungi; Ascomycota; Dothideomycetes; Dothideales; Saccotheciaceae. Gene Ontology annotation, biological process: base-excision repair, AP site formation; base-excision repair; DNA alkylation repair. The record is from RefSeq and is a predicted model, not a curated record. Gene Ontology annotation, cellular component: protein-DNA complex; nucleus. Gene Ontology annotation, molecular function: alkylated DNA binding; DNA-7-methylguanine glycosylase activity; DNA-3-methyladenine glycosylase activity. The transcript is spliced from 3 exons. Bases 1 to 1170 code for a protein of 389 amino acids.
AUGACUCUUAGACGCUCUACUCGCGUGCAAGCCCUCUCAACUUCGGCAGCUACACUCACUUCUCAGCUCAAGGUGACCAAGCGGAAGGGCUCCAUCACAGACUCAAAGUUAUCGGAGUCUACAAUCAAGCUAGGUCCGCUCCCGAACGGCGAAAAGACAGCUCCUGUAGUUACACUCCCCAAAGAAGAUACGCUACGAAAACGCCAGAAAGUCGAGAAUGCAUCUCACCCAGUACUGCCAACACCUUCGCCUGAUGGGCUGCCAACAUCUACUUCUUCUGGAAACUUUUCGAACGGUGUUACUUCAGAUCAGACUAGACCAGCAGAGCCUCACAUGACAAACGCGCCAGUCAAAUCUCCUGGUACAGACAAGGUAGUAACAGCAUACUCAACUUGGAAUGGCGAUAUUGCCGGCCCAGCGCCUACAAACACGACAAAUUCGAUCCUGGACGAUGCAGUAGCACACUUGAAGCGCAUGGACGACAAUGGUCGUCUAGCUCCAUAUAUCGCAAAGUUCCAUUGCAAGGUAUUCGAUGCUGAAGGGUUGGCUCAACCGAUUGAUCCAUUCCGUUCCCUGGCUUCUGGUAUUAUUGCGCAACAAGUGUCCGGAGCUGCGGCGAGCAGUAUCAAGAAGAAAUUCGUUGGAUUGUUUGAGGCUUCUCCUGAGCACAAUUAUGCUGGACCUCCAGACUUUCCGCCGCCUGUGAUGGUCGCUGCAAUGUCGAUACCAACCCUUAGAUCGGCUGGACUGAGUCAGAGGAAGGCAGAGUAUAUUCAAGGACUUGCUGAACACUUUGCGACCGGCAAGCUGAGUGCCGAGAUGCUGGCAACGGCCUCAGACGAAGAAGUCAUGGAGAAAUUGAUAGCAGUCAGAGGAUUGGGAAAGUGGAGUGUGGAGAUGUUUGCCUGCUUCGAUCUGAAGAGAAUGGAUGUGUUCUCUACAGGCGAUCUUGGUGUUCAGCGUGGUCUUGCUGUCUACACGGGCAAAGAUGUGAGUAAGCUUAAGGCCAGAGGUGGAGGUAAGUGGAAGUACAUGGGUUCUGAGAAGGCCAUGUUGGAGGCUGCAGAAAAGUUCUCGCCUUACAGAAGUUUGUUCAUGUGGUACAUGUGGCGACUCAGCGACGUGGAUGUAUCCACUCUCCAAGACCAGGAAGCAGUCUCGAUGACCUGA